Molecule: messenger RNA, 271 nt
Organism: Didymodactylos carnosus
Lineage: Eukaryota; Metazoa; Rotifera; Eurotatoria; Philodinida; Philodinidae
Source: the annotation of a GenBank genome assembly
CCGGCGCAAACCAACACUACUCAAAAGAAAAAUGAUUACUCCCCCUGCCCACCCGGAGCGCCCACGAUUGUAUAAUUUAAUAGAUAUGAUUUAUUAUAAAUAUAUUAAAUAAUUUGAUUUAGCUAUUCAACAUUUAAAAGAAUUACAAUUUGAUGAAAAAAACAUAAAUAGUUUAUCAGUUGUGUCAACAAUUGGUGAAUAUUAUUAUCAAAUUAAACAAUACGAACAAGCAAUUGAAUAUUAUAUAAUAUCAUUAAAAAUAAUAAUUUAG